AUGCAAAAUUCGGUGCGUUCCGCUUUGAAUUUCACCUAUCCACAACGAGCCGAAGUAGAGAUUUUGAGAGGCCUCUCCUUCACCGUGGAGCCCGGUCAGAAAACCCUAAAUGGAGUUGCGCUCUCGAAAAUGCCCCGAAAAGAACUCCGCUCGAUUCAAAAUAAUAUCACUUACGGAAUUCCGCCAGAACUUAUUUCAAAAGAGAAAGUGAUCGAAGCGGCAAAAUCGGCAAAUAUUCACUCGUUUAUUGAAUCGCUUCCAGAUGGAUAUGAGACGAUUGCUGGGGAGAAAGGCGCACAACUAUCCGGAGGACAAAAACAACGAGUCGCCAUUGCACGGGCACUGAUUCGAAACCCGGAAUUUCUCAUUUUGGAUGAAGCGACGAGUGCUUUGGAUGCGGAAAGUGAACGGGUAGUGCAAGACGCCUUGGAUCAAGCCUCAUUCGGUCGUGGCUGUCUCUUGAUCGCUCAUCGAUUGUGUAUUCAAUGGUGCAUAUUACCAUUUGGUCAAGCAUCGGGACCGGAUAUGAAUUGCUUAAUAUGUUCUGAGCUAUUUUGCGAUUCUUUU
Molecule: messenger RNA, 567 nt
Organism: Mesorhabditis belari
Lineage: Eukaryota; Metazoa; Nematoda; Chromadorea; Rhabditida; Rhabditidae
Source: the annotation of a GenBank genome assembly